CACCUCCAUGCCUUAAGCAUUGACCUCUCUUCGCCUCCUUCCUCUUCUUCUCUCUCUGCUGCAGAGUCAAGGGAACAAAAUCCACCAUCAGAACCACACCUGGAUAUCUAUGGAUCUCCUAUCAAACCUCAAGGGGACCGCACAGCUGCUGUUCCUAGACAUGCAGCUGUGCUGAGAAAGCAAGAGGGUGGGUGAGCCGGGAUUUUGGUGUGGUGGAUGUUUGUCUGUUGCAGUCUUCUCUCCGCCAUGGCAGCAGCUAUGCCGGUGUGCUACCACGGUGCCAUCAGCAAGAAGGACUGUGAGGAACUGCUGGGAAGGAAGAACAAGGAUGGAGCCUACCUGAUCCGAGACAGCGAGACCAUCCAGGGAGCCAUGUGUCUGUGUGUUUAUAAACAGAGGGUGGUGUAUACCUACAGACUGCUGCAGACACACAGUGGACACUAUACUCUCCUGGCAUCAGGAGGUUUGCAGGAGACGAGUUUUAAGACUUUGGAAGAUCUGAUCCAUCACUAUAAAAGGAGGAACCAGGGCCUCGCCAUACACCUGCGCCACUCCGUCAAAAGGAAGACAGCCAUGUUGAUCCAGUCCCAAAGACAACCUGAACCUGAAGCGGUGCCACAGAGGCAGCCGGCGCCACAGAGGCAGCCGGCGCCACAGAGGGAGCACCCGCCUGCACCUGAAGAAGACCACGACUAUGAGAAUGCUCCGGACCUUUCUGAGUACGUCGAAGUCCUGCCUUCCUGAACAACUCUGACUUUCAGUAUCAAACACACAGUGGAAAAGACAUUUAAACAAGGAUGACAGGUUCUCAGACUGACUCAAAAUCAGCAUUAUGAAUAAGGAACUUGGACAAAUGGACAGACGCUGAAGAAGAAACUCUUUGUCUGCUUGUGUGAUUAGGGCCUCACCUGGUAGAGCUGGAGCUCCACAAACCGAGGCUGCGGCCGCGAGGGUUCGAAUCCCCUCUCUUGACUCCUUUCCUGUCCAUUAAAGGGAAGUUAAGUUAUGUUAAUUAUAUAUUUUUUUACUUGUUCUUUGGUGUCUGUGUCCACUUUGGGAGCCUGUCUAUGUUCCUCAGCUCAAUAUGACACCAUGGAAGAGACCUUUCGAAGGGUUUUAUGUUCUCAGCAAUGUUCUUUAGACACUGAUAUCUCCAUUGCAUUUGAACAUCAGGAACACAGUGAUGACCCCGUCCACGACUGCGGUCCAGACUGAAGUAUCUUUAGACAUUAAAGGACCCCAGUGGAUGAACUGUAAUCACUUUGUUGUUUGGUGAUAUUUAACAUGCUAACACGCAGCUGUCUUUGUGGUUAUGCAUGUACACUGUGUUGGUAUGUUAUUUCUGUUCAGUUGAGCAUUAGCAUGAUAUAUUUGUGACACCUACAGUGAGAUGCUGACUUACACUUAACGUCUCAAAUCUGAUUCUAAAUGCUAAAUAUAGAUAAUUUGCAUGUAUAAAGUGUUAAGAUCUAUUCAAAGAAGUCAUUGGUGCAGAUCAGUAUCAAAAGAGACAUGCUUAUAGUCUUAAAGUAUUAAGCCGCUUACAGCUUCUAACUGAGCUUUAAUACAGUCCAAAGAGGUCGUUUCAUGUUCUUUCAAGAUGAAUGUAGAAACACUCACGUAGACUAUCGAGAAGUGGCAUAAAAUUAAAGUAUAUUUCUCAUGUUUUUCUUUGUAUAUAUAUUUUUUUUCAUUCUUAACAAAUUCCAAGAAAAGACAAAACCAACAGUGUCUCUCAAGACUUUCUUACUUCCUCUGUCUGUCUGUGUGUCGCAGCCCAAAGCUCACUGGUUCCUACUGAAGAGGUGAAUCUUUUUUUUAAAAGGUUUCUUAAUUUCAUCACUGUACUUUUCUUAUAAAGCAAACAUACAAAAACAAAAAAACUGUUUUUAGAGGCUAUUUUCUGAUUAAUCUACUUUUGGUGCUCUAGUGGGGCAGCAGGAAUGCGUAUGUGUGAUUGAAUAAAAAAAAAGAAAGGAUGGUAACAUGUGACCCAGUGCGGCUCUGUGGCCCAGAGGACGAAGAUAUAUCAGGCUUUAAUACACACAUAAUAUUUGUUUGGACUUAAAAGAACCUUAAGUGUGUGUUAGGAGUGGGUUUCGUUGCUCCUCUCCUGCUGAAAAAUUCUUCUUUUCUCAUCAGACCACCAGAGAGAGAGAGAGCUGUCACAGCCUCUGGUGAUUCAAAAGCAGGUGCUCAAGAAAGUGAUGCACACAAACAAACCAACGACACACAGUACCUGUGGUGAACCGCCUGUGUGUGAAUAAGUCUUUCGUCCGACUAUAUUGAGUUACAAUAAGUGUUCAAUGUUGUUUAAGCCCAGUGAGAAGCUACAGUUUCUAAAUGCACACUAUUCUUAGGUCACAGAGAUAAUAUCUGUGUUGAUUCUUUUCAUAAAUUAGGAUUUAUCCAUAUAUUUGACAGCAUUUGUUCAAAGGCCACUUGAGAAACGACAAAUAUUACCCACAGUGCAUUGCCUUUACACUAUUAUACUGUUUUAAUGGGAAACUUUAUGUUGCUCUCAGAAUCUAACAGAAUUAAAAAAAUUAUGACACC
Molecule: messenger RNA, 2556 nt
Organism: Morone saxatilis (striped sea-bass)
Lineage: Eukaryota; Metazoa; Chordata; Actinopteri; Moronidae
Exons: 4
Coding region: 217-744 (175 amino acids)
Source: RefSeq, a predicted model, not a curated record